Molecule: messenger RNA, 483 nt
Organism: Heterobilharzia americana
Lineage: Eukaryota; Metazoa; Platyhelminthes; Trematoda; Strigeidida; Schistosomatidae
Source: the annotation of a GenBank genome assembly
AUGUCUACUGCAAGAACAAAAUUAUUAUCGAUAAAAUUUUUUAUAAAUGAACCAGGAAAUGGUGAUAAUACAGUCUAUCGUUGGAUGGCACCAGUUGCAGUUCGACAUUUAGAAUGGGAUAAAGUAAUUAAAAAAUUACAUUUUGUAACGCAUAAGAAAUAUGGUGGAUUUGAAAUGACAUGGUAUGAUGGAUUUCAUCAUUGUGUGUUAACAAAUACAAAGGAUUUACGUAAGGCAGUAGAACAUAUGCAAAUUCGUGGAAUGGAUGAUAAUUGUGUACAUAUUCACGUGAAAGCAAUACCCGCAAUGUUUCAUCCGGAACCUAAUUCACAAUCGAAUGAUGAUUCACAAUUUUCUGGUCAAUAUUUACCUUGUUAUUUAGAGGCUAUCAAUCAUCAAUCCAUAAAUCGGAAUAGAUCAAGUGAAGGAAGAAAGAUGAUAUCAAAACAAGAUCCAGUUGUUAUACGACAGAAUAGAUCUUAA